GCGCCGUUCAGUCUGAACUCCGGUUCACUCAGUCUACGAACGUUUGCCACGAGACUUCGACCUCGCCGUAUCGCACACGCUAUCUCUGUCUCUCUCUCUUUCUAUCUAUAACCCGUCUGCCUUUUUUCCGCUUUUCUUUUUCCCCCGCUCGGCAGACAGGCACAGUCCAGCGGUGAAGCCGGGAAAGCCGCGCGUAUUGCAGCCGCGCAACGGGUACAACGGGACGCUCUCUCUCUCAGCCGUAUCUCUCGUGCUUUCGUUACUCCGGCACCAUAUAGUCAGUCAUCGCCGUGCAACCUCUAUUCGUCCGCUUCGACCGGCUGCGGAUCUACCUGCGGCGCAGCGAGAUUCCUGUGACUUUGAUAGCGGUGCGAUAACUACAAAGUACCAAGAUGGCUGCAUUCGUGGCGAAGCAGAUGGUCGGGAAUAAGCUCAACGCGGUUAAAGGAGCGGUAGGUGGCGAAGGAGGCGACGAGGAUGACAAGGAGAAGGAGGAGGAGGCCGAGAGGGAGAGACAGGAGGCUAUUAGGGAGGCCGAAGAGAGAAGGAAGGAGAAGCACCGUAAAAUGGAGGAGGAACGAGAGAAGAUGCGACAGGAGAUUAGAGACAAGUAUAACAUAAAGAAAAGAGAGGAGGUCCAGGAAAUGCCACAAGAAGAGCCUAAUCCUCUGAUGCGCAAGAAGAAAACGCCGGAGGAGCUGGCGGCCGAGGCCGAGGCCGAGGACGAGGACGAGUUCACCAAACUGAGAAACACGAUAGAAACGCAGGUGAACGAGCUCAAGUCUCAAAUCGAAAGUAAGUGCAGCCUCCAAUGAGUCUAUCGCAUCGCGCGGUUCGCGAGAAGGGUGACGCCGUGCGUCGUCAAAAUCGCAUCCGCCCUAUGUCCCCUGGUGCCCGGAACAAAGAGGAAGGGGGUAGCAGAGAUAACGACAAAGCAGCGAAAAAGAGGAACAAUACGCGGAGCCGCGAUCAGCGUCGUUGCCGCCGUGUCGACCAAUCGUAGAUCGAUUCCAGACGCGGUCGAUUGGUCGAUCGUUGCUUAAAGCGCGAACGACGAGAACGGGAUCCGAGGGGGUCUCCUCCCCGGAGGAUCUCGACGGUUGGUUCUGUUUUUUCUCUCUUCUUUUUUCUUCCUGAAGGGCUCCUCGUCGCCGCGCUUGGACGCAACCGGAAAUCGGAAGCGAUCCUGUCGAGGAUUUCAUUCUGCCUGAAGAUAGACAAGCGAGAAUCGGGGCUAGAGAGAUGAUCUAGAGAGAGAGAGAGAGAGAGAGAGAGAGAGAGAGAGAGGGAGAGAGAGAGAGAGAGGUGGGAUUAUUCUCUCGUUCGAGACGAGACGGAGGAAAUGUUUAAUUCGACAUUGGGAGAUUCGUAGAGUAUCCAAGACUGCAAAUUUAAGCGCAUUCGAGAUGAUGUAGACAGCCGGAGAUUGCUAAUUAGAACCUAAAUGCCAAAACGCAAGUCACAUCAACUCCAAACGCAACAUUGGAAUUGGAAGCGAUGUGUUCGGCGAGAAUGGUUCGGAAGAUGCUUGCCGGAGCAAACGUGAAAAUCAACUCUCUCGAUUGUUUACAAUGAGCGACUGUGUACACACUUCAAAUCCGGCAUUCCAUAAAUUUCCUCGACUUUGUCCGGUUAGGAGUCGCGAUCUCUCUUUUAACUGGAUAAACACGUGAGAAAUUCUCGACAGACAUCUCUGAUAUCCCACAGUAUAAUGCAACGAAGACACGCCAAAAUUGACGACAUCGAUGAGCGCGAGGAAAAAUGGAGACUCGAAAAUCACCGCAAAAAUCGACACGGUCGGUGUGUGAUCGCCAUCCUCAAUCAAGAAUAAAAGUGAGAAAUGAAUACCCCGCCGAUCGAUCAAUACCUUUCCCGGUAAAGAGGAGAAAAUUGCCCAUAACCCAAUAUCGCGGAAAGAAUUAUAAAUCUAGGGGCCCCCCUGACUCUCCAUCUGAUUCAGAAGUAAACCGUCUGACAAAAUGGAAGAGGAUCUUGAGGAAAGCAAGAGAGGAAAGAUGGCUUGAAGUUGAAAAAUUAUAUUGAUCGUCGAUGGUGUUCGCGAUGGAGAAAUGUGAACGGUGAAAGUGAUGUGAACGAACGAGAGAGAGAGAGAGAGAGA
This is a messenger RNA of Harpegnathos saltator (Jerdon's jumping ant), 2119 nucleotides long. RefSeq names its product synaptic transmission protein complexin (gene cpx). Gene Ontology annotation, molecular function: syntaxin binding. The coding region runs from base 393 to 815 and encodes 140 amino acids. The transcript is spliced from 5 exons. Gene Ontology annotation, cellular component: SNARE complex; terminal bouton. Gene Ontology annotation, biological process: synaptic vesicle exocytosis; regulation of neurotransmitter secretion; neurotransmitter transport. NCBI's taxonomy places the organism in Eukaryota, Metazoa, Arthropoda, Insecta, Hymenoptera, Formicidae. The record is from RefSeq and is a predicted model, not a curated record.